AUGGAGAAUCACAAUCUUUUUCCACAAGUUUCUUCUUAUUUUCAUCAAAGACUAGAAGGCUCACAAACAUUUUCCGAUUCCAACCUUUCAAACACUCAAUAUAACCCCGCCACUCAUGGAGCAAGCGAUGGCAGCAAUUGUUCAAUAUUAUCUUUCUUGACACCAGAUUUUGGUGGCUUCAUAGAAGCCACCAUACCAUCUUCAAGUUUAUUCACCAACACCUCGAGGUUUAUCCAAAACCUCGAGGUUGUAGCCAAUCUGCAACCAACAGAUUGGCUAAAGAUCAGCCAGAAGUCAACUAACGAUCAUUAUUGGUUGAAUACCAGAGCUCAACCAAUGAAAUACACCAAAAGACAUAUUCUAAAUACGGCAUUCGAAAGUACUCCAAUAUGCUCACCAAGGAAGCUAUUUAGAGGCGUAAGGCAAAGGCAAUGGGGAAAAUGGGUAGCCGAAAUCCGGUUACCAAGAAACCGGACACGUGUAUGGCUUGGAACAUUUGAAAAAGCCGAAGAUGCUGCAUUUGCAUAUGAUACAGCCGCAUAUAUUCUAAGAGGCGAUUGCGCGUUUUUAAACUUCCCAAAUCUAAAAAAACAGCUAAAAGCUAACUCAAUAAACGGCGACACUGCAACUUUGCUCAAAGCAAAGUUGCAAGCCAUGUCAAGAGAGAUGGUGGACACCAAGGGUAAUGAUGACUUAGCCCCGCCAUUGCCGGAGGCAGGCUUACCGGCAUCCGUGGUGGUUGUAGGUGGGCCGGAGGUUAAAGUGGUGGUGCCGCCAGAUGCCGGAGAAGGGAUUCAGCUUAGUAGAAUGCCGUCUUUAGACAUGGAUUCAAUUUGGGAUGCUCUUCUUGUUUCUGAUUUGUGA
Lactuca sativa (garden lettuce) is the source of this 864-nucleotide messenger RNA. Its product is annotated as ethylene-responsive transcription factor ERF062. Gene Ontology annotation, molecular function: DNA-binding transcription factor activity; DNA binding. Gene Ontology annotation, biological process: regulation of DNA-templated transcription. NCBI's taxonomy places the organism in Eukaryota, Viridiplantae, Streptophyta, Magnoliopsida, Asterales, Asteraceae. The record is from RefSeq and is a predicted model, not a curated record.